UUGUAAUGGUGGACAAUCCAGAAUAUAUCAAGACUGUACUAAAAAGUCCAUAUAUUAUUGAUAAGAGCAAGGAAUAUGAAAAAUUUAAACCUUUUUUGGGCAAUGGAUUGUUAACUGCUCCAGCAUCAGUAUGGGAUUCAAAUCGAAAGGUUUUAAAUAAAAUGUUCCAUAUGAAAAUUAUAAAGUCAUAUAUGGAUGUAUUUAUUUAUCAUUCUAUCGCAUUAAUGGAAAAAUUAGAAACAUUUGUUGGAGUUGAAUUAGACAUUUUUGAUUAUGUCUUUCGCUGUACUUUGGAUAUAAUAUAUGAUACCACGCUGGAUACGCAACUAAAUUUGCUGACAAAUCCGGAUUGUAAAUUAGUUGAAUCAAUAAAAUGUGGGAUGGAUAUAGCAACACAAAGAAUCUUUAAAUUCUGGUUACAUCCGAAUAUUAUAUUUUAUAACACUGCUGGAGGAAAGAAAUUUCUAGCGUGCAAGGCUUACCUGGAUAACGUAACAAACAAGAUAAUCAAAGAAAAAAUGGGAUCUAUGUUAAAAAGUAAAAUUUAUCAAGAAUUGACGACGGAAAAGUUAGGACAAAAACGGAAGACAAUUUUCGAUUUCUUAUUCGAGAGAUCGCACGAAGAAGAAGGAUAUACGCAGGAAGAUAUCCGCGAUGAAAUGAAUACAAUAAUUUUAGCUGGAAGCGAAACUACAGCCACAACCAUUAGCUUUGUCCUCUUAAUGCUUGCUUCAUUGCCAGAAAUUCAAGACAAAGUAUAUGAGGAAGUUAAUCGAAUUUACUGCUCGGACGAUUCAAAAAAUGUUUCAAUGACAUAUGAUGAUAUUAAAAGUAUGAAACUUUUGGAACGUGUGAUCAAGGAAACGUUACGUUUAUUUCCUGUUGUUCCAAUCAUCGCCCGGAAAGUGACGCAAGAUAUAAAAGUUACUUCAAAUUGGACAAUACCGAAAGGAUGUUCAGCAGUAUUUUUUAUAUAUAAAAUACAUAGAAAUGCGAAAUAUUGGCCACGACCAUUAGUAUUUGAUCCUGACAGGUUCCUACCGGAAAAUAAUUCUUCUUCGUAUUUCUUUCCAUUUAGUUACGGAAAAAGAAAUUGCAUAGGUCAACAAUUCGCUAUGCUGGAGAUCAUAACAGUAAUAGCUACACUGCUAAAAAGAUUUAGAGUUAUAAUAAACAAGCCAAUUGAAAUUGCAGAAAUAGACGUAAAGUUCAGCAUCACAUUAACUCCGACGAAACCAAUAAGAUUAAAAUUUGAAAGAAGAAAUUAAUCAAA
Messenger RNA from Vespa mandarinia (Asian giant hornet), 1273 nucleotides. RefSeq names its product cytochrome P450 4C1-like. Gene Ontology annotation, molecular function: iron ion binding; oxidoreductase activity, acting on paired donors, with incorporation or reduction of molecular oxygen; heme binding. NCBI's taxonomy places the organism in Eukaryota, Metazoa, Arthropoda, Insecta, Hymenoptera, Vespidae. The record is from RefSeq and is a predicted model, not a curated record.